Messenger RNA from Micropterus dolomieu (smallmouth bass), 1866 nucleotides. RefSeq names its product cyclin-dependent kinase 21 (gene cdk21). The transcript has 8 exons. Bases 185 to 1090 code for a protein of 301 amino acids. Gene Ontology annotation, biological process: G1/S transition of mitotic cell cycle; regulation of G2/M transition of mitotic cell cycle; regulation of gene expression. The record is from RefSeq and is a predicted model, not a curated record. Gene Ontology annotation, molecular function: ATP binding; cyclin-dependent protein serine/threonine kinase activity; cyclin binding. Gene Ontology annotation, cellular component: cyclin-dependent protein kinase holoenzyme complex; nucleus; cytoplasm. Lineage: Eukaryota; Metazoa; Chordata; Actinopteri; Centrarchiformes; Centrarchidae.
CCAUAACCUAAAAUUUGAGCUUUGUGAUUAGUUGGUGAAUAAAAGGGGUGUGAUUCUCUUUAUAAUUUUCUGAUAUUGGCUGCAGUUAUGCAACGACGUUUUCCUGCAGGCGGCGGCAUGGGGGAGAAAGCGUGCUCAGCAGUUUGAGUUCAGGUUAAGUCAUCCUGAAUUUAUCUGGAAAACCAUGGACGUCUGCACUAAACCUCUGUGCUACGAGCUCCUGGCAGAAGUAGGAGAGGGGUCCUACGGGAAAGUGUAUAAAGCCCGAGAGGUGGGGGAGAAACAGCGCAUCCUGGCGGUGAAGAAAUUCAACAUCCACGGAGACACUUCAGAGACCGGGAUCCCUGCUUUUAUGCUCCGCGAGGUGGCGCUGCUGCGCAAAAUGAAGUACUUCAACCAUCCAAACAUAGUCAAGCUGUUGGAUGCAUCUGCUAUACCAGUGGGCCGGAGCCUGGACCUAACUCUGGUGCUGGAAUACAUUGACCAGGAUCUGUCCACCUACCUCUCCAAGGUUCCCGCUUCUGGACUGAGCCGUGACUGUAUUAAGGAUUUGAUGCAGCAGCUGCUGCGAGGAUUGGACUUCCUACACACAAACAUAGUGCUGCACCGUGACCUAAAACCAGAAAACAUCCUGGUCAGCAGCCGUGGAGAAGUCAAGAUUGCGGACUUUGGACUGGCUCGCAUCUACACCUUCAAUAUCGCGCUCACUCCAGGUGUAGUAACGCUGUGGUACAGAGCUCCUGAGGUUCUGCUGAACUCUGUCUACAUGUCCUCAGUGGACAUGUGGAGCAUUGGCUGCAUCUUCGCUGAGCUCUUCCUCUUGAGACCACUGUUUCAGGGAUACACAGAGGUACAGCAGCUGCAAAAAAUCUUUGAGGUAAUUGGUUUGCCCAGUGAGGAGGACUGGCCCAAGGACAGCCCGAUCUCAUACUCAGUCAGCUGGGGACCAAUCAAAGGCUCCUGCACCAAUCUGCUGCACAACCUGGGCCCAGACGAGAACGACCUACUAUCUCAAUGUUUGGCAUUCAGACCGAGCAGCCGUAUCUCGGCUGCCAAAGCCCUGGCUCAUCCUUUCUUGAUGAAGCACUGAAGAUUUCAGUCGAAUGCUGAGUGGGAGAAGAAAAACCUCAGCUCCUUCUGCUUCCUCCUCAUUCUGCUGUCAGCUACACUAACUAGCCUUGUGCCAUAAAAUCCACUGUACACAUUGGUCAGAACGUGCAUGGUUUAUUGGCCUUGACAGCUUAAAAAAACAGUUCACCAGCAUCAUGAAAAACUAUGGUCAGGUUUAAGGGGAACCACUUUACACCUUAAGUAAGUAAAAAACACAUUAUGCCUGACUUAUGGAACAUGUCUAUAAUGUCACAAGUUACUGGACACAGUAACAUAGAUUGUGAUGAAAAUCCAGAAGGUUUAUUUGGUAAAACAAAACAGUUUUGACAGUUGAAUAGUUUUAUUUUUCUUUGUUGUCUAAAUUUGACCUGGCUUCAUAUGAUCAGAGUAAAAGUAUGUUCUUUGAUUUGAGUACUUGUACGUUGUGUAUUUCCCCAAAAUGUAGUGCUACUUUGUUAUUGUUUGUUACUAUUAAAAAGAGGGAUUUCUGUUUUGUAAACAGCACUACUAACAGCACUAUUAUGAGCGCAGUUGAUGAGUUUGUUUAUGUUGCUUCACCGAAGCUAUUUUGUUCUAGACUUGGAUACACUGGAGGAAAUGAAGUAAUUUUUGUUGUUUUUGUGAAGAUAUUUAUGGUGCAAUCACUGGAAUAGAUUACACCUGUAUUUAUGUUUGUAUUGACAAAUUGUACAAGAUAUUUUUCUACACCAGUGUCACUGUUUAUUCAAGCAUUUCUAUAAAUAACUGUCUCUCAAA